CUCGCUGUGGGUAACGGGGUGCCGGGGGGUGCCAGGGUCCCCCCAAGGGCUCGCUGUGGGUAACGGGGUCCUGGGGCCCCCCAGGCGCCCGCUGUGGGUGCGGGGGGGUCGUGCCCCUCCCAGUGCGGGGUCCGCGAUGGCGCUGGACGAGGAGCUGCCGGGCCUCGAUGUCCUGCUGCUGGAGGAGGAGUCCGCCCUGGCUGUGAGCGGGGUCACCCCCGAGGAGCUGCGAGCCUACCCCGGGCUGGCCCGGCUGCUCGAGGAGCUGGGCUGUGCCCCCUCGGGAGGGGAGCUGCGGCAGGCCGCCUGGGAGCUGGCGCAGCAGCGCGAGGCCUGGCUGCGCUGGGAGAGCCUCUGGCGGGGGCUGCGGGAGCUGCUGUUGGAGACCCCCACCCACGAGACCCCCGCCCUGGAGCCCGCCGUGCGGCGGGCGCUGGAGCGGAGCCUGCUGCUGGCUGAGCUGCGCCACAGGGCCCCCGCCCUGGCCUCGCUGCUGCCCCCCGCCGAGGACCCCUCCCUGCUCCGCGCCCGGGUGCUCCCGGUGCUGGAACGGCACCUGGCGCACAAGGUGCAGGAGGUGGCCAGGUACUACAGCGGGGGCACCGCCGCCCCCCAAAACCCCUCCCCGGCCCCCCAAGACCCCUCCUCGGCCCCCCAAGACCCCUCCUCGGCCCCCCCAGGCCCCCCCAAGGGGGUGGCGGAGGCGCUGGCGGACGAUCAGAGCCGCCUGCGCCGAGCCCGGAUCCGGAGCCGCCGCCUGGAGCAGCUGCUGGCGCAGCAGCGGGGCGCCUACUCCCAGGUUUUGGGGCGGUGCGCGGCGCUUUUGGGGCGCCUGGCCGGGGAGAGCUGCGCCGGAGCGCGGGCGGAGCUGGACGGGCAUCACGCCGAGUACCUGGAGGCGAAGGGCGUGGCCGUGCUGCUCAAAGUCCGGCUGGAGGAGCUGCGGCUGCUGCUGGACACGUACCCCCGCGAAAAAGUGGAGGCGCACCGCCUCAUCAGGGCAGGGCUGGAGGCGGGGCUGGAGCGCGCGGCCGCGGAGGCGUCGCAGGCGCGGGCGGCGCUGGAGGCGUUCGAGGCGCUGGGCCCCACCUUCGCGGCGAUGGCGGCCGAGUACGGGCGGCUGCAGGAGCGGCUGCGGCACCGGCGGUGGGCCCUGCGGCAGCUCCGCGCCCCCGCGCCCGGCCCCGCCCCCCGCCCCGAGACCCCGCCCCCCGGCCCCGCCCCCCGGCCCCAGUCACCACCCCCUGAAUAAACGGCUUCCCCCCCACUGACCCCCUC
Molecule: messenger RNA, 1278 nt
Organism: Phalacrocorax carbo (great cormorant)
Lineage: Eukaryota; Metazoa; Chordata; Aves; Suliformes; Phalacrocoracidae
Source: RefSeq, a predicted model, not a curated record